Aspergillus pseudonomiae is the source of this 1555-nucleotide messenger RNA. It is a transcript of the gene snf4, whose product is annotated as AMP-activated serine/threonine-protein kinase regulatory subunit SNF4. The transcript is spliced from 6 exons. The coding region runs from base 180 to 1403 and encodes 407 amino acids. Lineage: Eukaryota; Fungi; Ascomycota; Eurotiomycetes; Eurotiales; Aspergillaceae. The record is from RefSeq and is a predicted model, not a curated record.
ACCAGUUUACUCUUACCACGUUGUUUGUUCUUUGUUUCCUGGUACAUUACAUGCCUUGAAGAGAAGUCAGAGACAUUGUACCCCACAGGUAAUCCGUCCAGCGUGGCCCCUCCCAGCUACAUGCAGGUUCCCAGCCAUACGUUGAUCCCGGCGUCCUCUCACCGUUGACCGUGUUGCCGAUGGCGGACAAGAACCCCACGGGCAGAAUCAGACUGCCGCCCAGGCCCGCCACGACGACCAACGACACUACGGAUGCUGCUCCUCCUCCCGCUUCCCCCAUUACUACGACGACUUCAAUUCCCACUCCCAUCAGCACCACCAACAAUCCCACCUCCGUUCCUAGUCGUCACCCUGUGUCUGGUCCCGAGAGAGGUUUCGUGCAGCCCUCCUCAUACCUCCGCCCGCGCGGUCUUUCGCAUCCAAUGCCCCCAGCUCAGCCCGAAAGGGCGAUCGAUCGGGAGGAGCGACAGGGCCUAUGUGCCAUUCGCAACUUCCUCAAAGUCCGUAACAGUUACGAUGUCCUUCCGCUCAGCUUUCGGCUUAUCAUCUUCGACACCUCUUUGUCAGUGAAAGAGAGUUUGAAUAUCUUGAUCCAAAAUGGUAUCGUGUCAGCUCCAUUAUGGGACUCUAAAACCUCGACUUUCGCGGGCCUUCUAACCACCUCCGAUUACAUCAAUGUCAUUCAAUAUUAUUUCCAGAACCCCGCGGCUCUGGGUGAGAUCGAUCAAUUCCGACUGGACAGCCUCCGAGAGGUAGAAAAGGCCUUAGGGGUUGCUCCGCCGGAGACCAUUUCCAUUGAUCCGGAGAGGCCUCUCUAUGAAGCCUGUCGGCGCAUGCUUGACUCUCGGGCUCGACGAAUCCCGUUGGUUACAAACGAUAGUCAAACGGACCGACACCAUGUCCUGAGUGUCGUUACACAGUACCGUAUCUUGAAGUUCGUCGCCGUCAAUGUCAGUGACACACAGAAGCUGCGCAGACCCCUAGGAGAGAUAUUGCUAGGUAGCUAUGACAAUGUAGCAACAGCAUCGAUGGAUACGCCUGUUAUCGAUGUAAUCCAUAUCCUUGUGGAGCGGAGCAUAUCGAGUGUACCCAUUGUGAAUUCGGAAGGUGUUGUGUACAACGUCUUCGAAUCAGUUGAUGUUAUAACAUUGAUCAAAGGCGGCGUGUACGAUGACUUAAGUCUAACGGUUGGAGAGGCGUUGAAAAAACGUUCCCCAGACUUCCCUGGUAUCUACACAUGCUCGUUGAAUGAUGGUCUGGAUACUAUCUUUGACACAAUUCGCAAGUCUCGUGUUCACCGCCUGGUCGUGGUGGACGAAAACUUCCGACUAAAGGGCGUUCUCACAUUAAGUGAUAUUCUGCAAUACAUUCUUCUAGAAGGCGAAAACGACGAAUCGUCCUAAUACAAUCCAGACAUCGCGCUCACGGUGCCUGGUGCACAAUUAAAACUUGCAUGGGAAUGGCGUUUGAUUCUGUUUUUUAAGGCUAGUGACAUGGUCUACUGUGAAGGAUUCGACGGAAACAUGGUUACGUUCAAAUCGCCCGUCUCGUGGGG